AUGAUGUUCGUCAUCAGAUGCGCUAAUCUGAAAGAAAUAGAAAACAAAAAACAACAAGCCCAGGAGGGGUUAGAGCAGGGCACAGCAUUGUUUGUGGAUGAGCAUAUGGAUGAAGAAAGGGGCUCUUCGUCACUUCCCAAGUCACAAUCAUCUGAUGCCCACCAUGAAGCAUUUGCACAAAAGGCAAUUGAUGCUAUAGCUGCAAUUGGACCUGGGUAUAAAUUGCCAUCAUACUAUAAAUUGAGGGUUAAUCUUCUAAGAGAUUGCAAAGAGGAAUGUAAGUUGUUGAUUGAUUUAUAUAGAAGAUCAUGGACUGAAAUAGGUUGCACACUCAUGGCUGAUGGUUGGACAGAUAACAAGAAUAGAACUUUAAUUAAUUUCCUUGUGUACAGUUCAAGGGGUGUAGCCUUCUUAAAAUCUAUGGUUGUUUCUGAUAUUACGAAGGAUGCCAAGACUUUAUGUCCGUUAUUUUGUGAAGUUGUUGAAUGGGUAGGACCACAGAAUGUUGUGCAACUUGUAACAGAUAAUGCUGCAAAUUAUAAGAAGGCAGGGGAACUACUACAUGAAAGAUUUAACAAUAUAUAUUGGUCUUCUUGCUCUGCUCACUGCUUGAAUCUUAUUCUUAAAGAUAUUGGAAACAUGUCUCAUAUUCAGGAACUUGCAAAAAGAGCAUCAAAGGUUACAAUAUUUGUUUAUAAUCAUGUUUUUAUUUUAGGUUGGCUUAGAAAGAGAGAUGGAUGGAAGGAAAUUAUCAAGCCCGGUGCUACUAGAUUUGCUACAACUUUUAUAACUUUGAGAAACAUAUAUGAUCACAAAAUCUACGUACAGGCUUUCAUAACAAGCAAAGUGUUCUUUGAUUCAAAGAUAUCAAAAAUAGUGAAAGGGAAAGAAGUAUCAUCUAUCAUUUUGGAUAAUAAAUUUUGGAAUGAUGGUUUGCUAGCUUCCAAAUUAUUUGGCCCUUUAAUUCAGUUACUGAGAAUUAUGGGUUCUGAUGAGAAACCAUCUUUGGGAUUUCUUUAUGAUGGCAUGUACAGAGCAAGGAAAGCCAUUAAGGGCAUGUUUAGAAAUGCUAAAAGGAUGUACAAACCUUACACAACUAUUAUAAAGACGAGAUGGGAUAGCCAGCUAAAACUAGGCAUACAUUGUGCAGCUUAUUUUCUUAAUCCACAUUUUCAAUAUGAUAAAGAAAAUUUUUGCCAGAAACCUGAAGUACUGCAAGGUUUAAUUGAGCUGAUUAGGAAUAAAGAUAUAUGUCCAAAAUCAUCAGCAGCAAUGCAUGAGGUUAGACUUUUCCGUGAUAAUUUAGAGAGUUUUGGCAAGCCAAUUGCACUAUCAAUAGCCAAAGAAAUGCAGCCAGAUGAUGAUGUCCUUGAUGAUGUUGAAAAUGAUAAUGAAAUAAUUGGCAAUGAUGAUAUUGAUGCUUUUGGAGGGGAGUGUUUUGAUGAACAAAGAUUUAGGGAUAUCAUUUUUGAUGCUUCAAAUCUAGAAGAUGACUUCUAG
Dendrobium catenatum is the source of this 1500-nucleotide messenger RNA. RefSeq lists its product as uncharacterized. The transcript is spliced from 3 exons. The record is from RefSeq and is a predicted model, not a curated record. Bases 1 to 1500 code for a protein of 499 amino acids. Lineage: Eukaryota; Viridiplantae; Streptophyta; Magnoliopsida; Asparagales; Orchidaceae.